AUGGCUCUUACCUCGAGGGGAGACUACCAGUUAAAACUCAAGGCUAAGAAGAAAGUACAAGAAACCACAAGUCCGUUAGAAAAGCUGCGUCUUCAAUGUCUUGCUAGAGGAGGAACUGGUAUUUUAGGGCUUGGAAGACAGUUUCGAAUUAUAGACGAUGACGGAAACAAACUACUUGACUUGCGUGAAUUUACGAAAGGGUGCGCGGAUUUCGGUGUGGACUUGACAAAAGAAGAAGUUAAGGAGAUUUUUGAGUUACUUGACAAGGAUGGGAGUGGAUACAUAGACUUUGAUGAAUUUUUGGAAGCUCUACGUCCUCCUAUGCCCAAAUGUAGGGUAGAUUUGAUCAAUCAGGCGUUUAUGAAGAUGGAUAGAUCGAGAGAUGGUUAUAUCACUGCGGAGGAUUUACGAGGUGUAUACAAUUGCAAGUUUCAUCCAAAAUACAGAAACGGUGAAUGGACUGAAGAGCAAGUGUUUGAGGAAUUCCUCAGGAAAUUUGAAGCCCCAGCUGAAAUUGAUGGGAAAGUUACGAAAUCGGAAUUUCUAAACUACUAUGCCGGUGUCAGUGCAUCAAUUGACAACAAUGCGUACUUUGAUUUGAUGAUGCGUAAUGCCUAUAAACUGUAA
Molecule: messenger RNA, 627 nt
Organism: Echinococcus granulosus
Lineage: Eukaryota; Metazoa; Platyhelminthes; Cestoda; Cyclophyllidea; Taeniidae
Product: Calcyphosin-like protein
Exons: 5
Coding region: 1-627 (208 amino acids)
Molecular function (GO): calcium ion binding
Source: RefSeq, a predicted model, not a curated record